Messenger RNA from Mercurialis annua (annual mercury), 2520 nucleotides. RefSeq names its product protein MAIN-LIKE 1-like. The coding region runs from base 126 to 2432 and encodes 768 amino acids. The record is from RefSeq and is a predicted model, not a curated record. NCBI's taxonomy places the organism in Eukaryota, Viridiplantae, Streptophyta, Magnoliopsida, Malpighiales, Euphorbiaceae. The transcript has 6 exons.
UUUUGCUAAAAUUGUCACUCAUCUUCUCUAAUUACCCCCUCCCACACUAAACUUUUCUUUUUCCCGUCAGCUACUCCCCACCCCCUUCGAAAAACCCUUCCACCCUUCAAAACCCUUGACCAAAAAUGUCCUCCAAAUCCAAAAAAUCAACCCCACCAAAACCAACCCACCACCCCUACUUCAAGCCCGGCGCAAUGGUGGAAGCCUCGUCGGACGACGACGGCUUCCGCGGCUCCUGGUACAUCGGCAAGAUAAUCCGGCGAGCAACAACGAAAGACCCUAACAAAUUCUUGGUAGAGUACGAGACACUCUUUAGCGACGACGGAGGAAAGAAUCCUCUGAAGGAAAUUUACGAUGUUGCUCAGCUACGGCCGUUAGCUCCAAGAGAGAACCACCGGAAAUUUAGAUUUGGCGAGAAAGUUGACGCUUAUCACAGUGACGGGUGGUGGGAGGGUUCUAUAACGGAGGAGCGUGAGGAUGGGAGGUUUGCUGUUUAUUUUAAAGGCUCCAAGGAGCAGAUUGUGUUUGGUUCUGAGGUUUUGAGGUUGCAUAGAGAGUGGGUUGAUGGGGAAUGGAAACCGCCGUUGGAGGUUGAAGACGGGUCCCGGGAUCGGGUUUUGAAAGAGAAGGAGACUGUGAAAUUGAAGGAGGUGAUCAAAGAGAAGACUAAAAAAGUGCGUGCUGUGAGUGCCUCAGUUCGACGACAACAGAUGCAGGCUCGUGCUAUUGAGAGAGCUAGUGGGACGCCAGGGGGUGAUCAUAUUCAGGAUGAUCAGAUACAGGAUGAUCAGAUAGAGGAUGCUGAUUUUCAGAGUUCUGAGGACGAGAGUUUAGGACCAUACGUCAUUAGUCGACAGAGAAAGGGAAAAGAUGGACGGUUUGUUGCUGAAUCGUCAUCAGUGACGAGUAAACGAGGUAGGACAGAUGAGGAUGUUUGGGCUGUUAGUGGUCCAGUGCCAGGUGGACCCGAGGAUGGCAGUGUCAUUCCCAGUUUUCUCGGACAUGUCGCUUUUGGGAUAUGGACAGGGAAGGAGGAGAGAGGCACCCUGAAGUGCCAGAGUAGACAUGCAGCUUGUAAGAGGCUGACAACAUGGUAUCGUGGGGCCUCGGACGAGGUCAGAGGGCUGAUAGCCGGGACUGGUUUGGGGCAUCUUCCGGAGACUAUGUUUGAUCACUUGGAUAUUCCGCUCCUUUCUGCAUUUGUGGAGCGAUGGCAGCCUGAUACUAGCUCAUUUCACCUGCCAUUUGGGGAGAUGACCAUUACAUUGCAUGACGUGUGGUUUAUUCUCGGUAUUCCAGUUGACGGAAAAAUGAUUUCAGAUGAGCCGGGGAAACAGUUACUGCUGGCCUCAUGUGUAGAGAUUUUAGGGAUCACUAUGGAUGAUCUGUUAGCUGACUCGACGAAGCAUUUUGCGAAUGGAGGGGUUUUAAUUGAGUCAAUUUUUAAGAUCUGUGGACAGGGUCUGAGUGCUGAGGUUGAGGCGAUAGCAUGGAUCUGGCUGACGUUAGGUUGCACUCUAUUUGUCGAUAAGAGUGGCCACCGGAUUAGACCAGCCUGCCUUUGGGAGAUGCGGGAUGGAGCCACAGACGCGACUACUUACUCCUGGGCCUCUGCUACACUUGCAUAUCUAUAUCGUCAGUUAGGAAUCGCCUCUAGAGGAGACUGUCACGGUUUGUCUGGGUGCCUAACACUACUCCAAGCUUGGAUAUAUGAGUACUUUCCAUGCUUCCGACCCCAGCGAGAGAGGCUGAUUAUCGACCCUAACACUCCUCGAGCUUGCAGUUGGAGUGUAUCUGUGACAGAGUGUACAAAGAGUCGGCUUCAGUCAUUGCGUGCCCGCAUAGACCAGUUGACUCCCGACGAGGUGGCGUGGCUCCCUUUUGGUGCCGACCCUGCUGUCACCGUUCGGCGGACUGCUUACAUGGGUUUGCUAGUGUAUAGGGACAUCAUUGAGCCGUACAUGUCCGGGAGAGUUGUACGUCAGUUGGGUUAUAUGCAGACCAUACCGUCGCCUAUUUUUCGGCCCGAAAAGGCCGUCAGGUCGUGGAAUUCACUUAGGUACGCUGUGGAGAUGGCUAAGAAUGUUGGGAUCGACGGCUGGGAUGGUUUUCCUAUGACUUGCCUGCUUCCUUUGACGUUCCUCGAUCCAGCUACUGUUUUUGCUGGAGCAUGCCAUCCUGCGUACAUGGAGUGGUACAUACGAUUUUCGCACCCGCAGCUCCUUAACAUUGACGUAGCAGCUCCACGAGGCCGUCCUUCUCGCUCCAAUACUGAUUAUUGGGUUAAUCGUUUCAGUAGCGUGAGCCAGGGAAUUCUCAGCCGUCUCAGUGCGAUGAGUGCACAGUAUGGCAUUCCGGAGAUGGAGCAGACCAUAUCUAAGUCGACUACUGACUUAGAGCGAGUCAUGGAAGAUUGGCGGCUAGCUGAUUGAGAUUGUAGUAUUUUAGUACUCUAUUAUGUUAUGUUUUUUAUUAUAUUUUUUGUACUUCGUACUCUAUUAUGUCAUGUUUUUUGUACUA